UGAAACACUUGCCCAGGAGCGCAAAGAUGGGUUUAAUCAUGUGGUGGUGGGAAGCAUCAGCGAAAGCUUCCUCACUGUGAAAGGUGCGGCUCUCUUCCUGCCCCGAGGAAAUGGGUCCUCUACCCCCAAAAUCAACAACAGGCGCAACAAGCAUGCAGGGGAUCUCCAGCAGCACCUGCAGGCCAUGUUCAUCCUGCUCCGCCCAGAAGACAACAUUCGACUGGCAGUAAGACUGGAAAGUACGUACCAGAACCGCACUAGAUACAUGGUGGUAGUUUCAACCAAUGGCAGACAAGACACUGAGGAAAGCAUUGUCCUAGGAAUGGAUUUCUCUUCCAAUGACAGUAGCACUUGCACAAUGGGCUUGGUGCUGCCCCUGUGGAGCGACACCCUUAUUCACUUGGAUGGGGAUGGAGGGUUCAGCGUAUCAACGGACAACAGGGUCCAUGUGUUCAAGCCAGUGUCCGUUCAAGCAAUGUGGUCUGCCCUGCAGAGUUUACACAAGGCCUGCGAGGUGGCCCGAAGUCACAACUACUACCCAGGGAGCCUCUUCCUCACGUGGGUCAGUUACUAUGAGAGCCACAUCAACUCCGACCAGUCUUCAGUCAACGAAUGGAACGCCAUGCAGGACGUGCAAUCGCACCGGCCCGACUCCCCCGCCCUCUUCACGGACGUCCCCACGGAGCGUGAGCGCACAGAGCGGUUAAUUAAAACCAAGUUAAGGGAGAUCAUGAUGCAGAAAGACUUGGAGAACAUCACGUCCAAAGAGAUCCGCACAGAGCUGGAGAUGCAGAUGGUGUGCAACCUGCGGGAGUUCAAGGAGUUCAUUGACAAUGAAAUGAUCGUGAUUCUUGGGCAGAUGGACAGUCCCACGCAGAUAUUUGACCAUGUCUUUCUGGGUUCUGAGUGGAAUGCCUCCAAUUUGGAAGAUUUACAGAACAGAGGGGUGCGGUACAUUCUGAAUGUGACUCGAGAAAUAGAUAACUUCUUCCCAGGCGUCUUCGAGUACCAUAACAUCCGGGUGUACGACGAGGAGGCUACAGAUCUGCUGGCGUAUUGGAAUGACACUUACAAAUUCAUCUCCAAAGCCAAGAAGAACGGGUCGAAAUGCCUGGUGCACUGCAAGAUGGGAGUCAGCCGGUCGGCCUCCACGGUGAUCGCGUAUGCCAUGAAGGAGUACGGCUGGAACCUGGACCGAGCCUAUGACCACGUGAAGGAACGGCGCACGGUCACCAAGCCCAACCCAAGCUUCAUGAGGCAGCUGGAGGAGUACCAAGGGAUUCUGCUGGCGAGCAAACAGCGGCAUAACAAGCUGUGGCGGUCGCACUCGGAUAGCGACCUCUCGGAGCACCACCAGCCCAUCUGCAAACCCGGGAUGGAGCUGAACAAAAAGGAGAUCACCACUUCCGCAGAGCAGCUCUCCGAGCCCAUGGCAAACGACAACCACCAGCCUGCGUCUCCCGUCUUCUCAGUGGGGCCGCACGUGGACCGUCUGCUCCAGCAGGACACAGACGUGAUCGAGGAGCUGGGCGCCAAAGAGAGGAGGAUCCGUUUGGAGUUCACAGCCAGAGACUUCCGCGCCGAACAAAUAGAGGACGAACUGAACCUGAACAACAUCAACGGGUGUCCGGCAGGGUGCUGCUUGGAUGAGUCAGAAUUUCCCCUGGAUAAUUGCCAUUCUUCUGAGGCCUUGAUGCAACUUGAAGAGCCUUUGGAGAUGACCACAGCGUUCCCUGAUCUGACCGUGGAUGAUCUAGAGACAGAUGCUCUUAAAACUGACCUGAACGUGCAUUUGGUACCCAUGGAGGAAUUCACGGCUUGUUUAAAAGACCUUCCCAGGUCGCCUGAUCAGAAUUCCCCAAGCCCACAGCUCAGUUCCCAGCCUGAAACCACAGACAGGAUUGAUUUCCUCAGUGCCCUAGAGAAGUUUGAGGAGCUGUCCCAAGAGAGCCGGUCUCACGCCUGUUCUCACUCCAAGAUGGACGAGCAGGGAAGCGGAAGGAACGGGGUCUCCAAGAUGUCUGUGCUGGAGGUGCUGCCAGCCGAGACUGCUGUCGAUACCCAGAGGAAUAGCUCUGCAGGCAACUCCCCUGCAGCACCAGAAGAGUCUUCCACAGAUGAGGAACAACCAAAGGACAUCUCUGAACUGACCACCAUGGGCCCUCUCACAAGAUCCCACUCGGAAAAUGCAAUCUCUGUGAAAGAAAUCAUAACUGAAAUUGAAUCCAUCAACCAGGGCGUAGGACCAUGCCAGCAGAAGAUGGAGGGCUCAGCCAACCAUGCCCAAGCACCAAAGAGGAAUACAGUCCAUGAGUUGCCUGUAGAGGUGGUCUGGGCAUCUGAAAAUAAACCUGGGAAGGCUGAGCAGAGCGAAGGAGCUUGCAUUGCACAGCAGGAAACGGCAAAAGACUUUCCAAAACCAGACCAGGAAGGUGCUCCCACCUUCCAACCAUCUACCUGCGUGUCAGGUGUGGAAGAAAGCGAUCCCGCAGAAGACCAGCAGGAGCCUCGAGUGCAGGGUCUGAACCCUGGGUCGAAGUGGUGUCCGGGAUCUGUUAAACGUGCCACCUUGGAAUUUGAGGAACGCUUGAGACAGGAACAAGAGCACCAGCAUGUUCCCCCCAUGUGCCUGCUACCUACUCGCAAGAAUUCCAAGAAUGAUUCUGCAGCUGCCGAGCUCGCGCCAAAGGGAAAGACCGAGGAACCGUUGCGGGAGCUGGAUCCUUCCCGUAGAGAGAAUGAGAGCGACAAGGCCAGGGCAAAGAGCCCAGCAGCCGAGGGUGCAUUGCCUCAUGGCCCUGAACCGCCGGCUGACCCGCAGCUGUCCCCACCACUCGCCCCUUGCCUUGUGCAGCCGGCUCAGGCGUCUCCGCUGGCAGAGCCUGAGGCUGAGCAGGAAGUGCUCAGGACGGUGGUGUCGUUGGAUGGCUCUGGGGAGCCAGCCCUGCCCUGUCACCUCCCCAAGAGGAUAGAAAUUAUCGAGUACACCCCCAUGGGCACGCCACCUGAUCUCCAGGAGCGUGACAGCAGCUGUGAGCAGGCCACGCUGGAGAACACUGCAGUGAUGCUUCCAGUAGAUGAAAACCUGAACCCUUCGGUGUGCGCGGAGACGGCACCUGUACAUCCAGAUGCUCUGCCUUUGCGUAACCCUUCGGUACUAGAGCACAAGGAGAUCGGGCAGGCCACCUUCACCCUGGGCAGCCCCGAGGAAGAGUUCGGUGCGGCACUGAUUAACCUGGAUACCUCUUCGUUCGUUGGCCAGGUGACGUGCUCGCCUUCAGCGGGCCUGGAUGACCUUUGGCACCAACGUGUCGUUCAUCUGGAGGGCGUUACGGAGCACAGCACAAGCACGGACGCUGAGCCAGUGGCACCGAGCAGCCUCUCAAGGAACAGGCAUGUCCUGUGCGAGGCGAGUGACAGUGCCUUGAUGGAGCUGAGCAACGAGGACUUGCAUUUCAUCAGUGACAGCACUGAAGCCAUGGAUGUCUCUUUCCUCCCCUGCAGCCUCCCCCACAGCUCCAACAGCCCCAGCAUCAAAGACCUGAGUGAGACUCCCAGCUCAGUGAAGCAGCGUGCGAAGGAACUUGAGGCUCGGGUACGGCAAGCUGGGCUUACCACGCCGUCCCAGAUGAAACGCUCGGCAUCCUUAGCCAAGCUGGGCUGCCUGGAACUCUCUCAAGAUGACUUAACCAAGAGGGAGUCGGCCUCUUCCCAUGCCAGCCUGACCUGUCCUGACUUGCUGCCCGCCUCCCCGAGGACUGGUCAAGGCAAGCGUGGGGCAUUGGCCGAGCACGGCUUGGAAGGCCCACCUGAAAAGCCUUGUGCCUCCUCUCCCCUUAUUCGCCAGGAUCCAAAGCCCACCAAGCAUUUUGUAGAGCAGCUUAAAACAACUGAGUGCAUUGCCCAGAGCCAGCCGGUGGAGAGGCCGCCCGUGCAGUAUGCCAAAGAGUUCUGCUCAGCUCCGCAGAGUGUGUGUCCCAGCGCAGAUCCUAGAUUGACUAGCUUGGAAGAGGGUCUUCCGCUGCUACAGACGCAGGUACUAGACUCUUGGCUCCCGGCUCCAAGCCUGGCUGGAGCACCUAGACAUCAACAUGGUAGAACUCACCCUCUGAGGAGACUAAAAAAGGCUAACGACAAAAAGCGGACAAGCAAUCCAUUCUAUAAUACCAUGUGAUCCUGAGCCCUCACCUGUGACUUUUUUAAACCAAACCCAUGUUGUUGUGUUCAUACAAGGGGCAGGUGUAAUAUGUAAGGAACAUGCACUUUAUUCGUUAAUUUUAUAUAUUUUGUCAUUUUACUGUUCCUGGCGCAUGUAGGUUUGGGUUGUAUUUUGUGUGGGACGCUGACUGCAAGACCGUUUGUUAUUUUUUUUAAUUAUUUUUAACUCAAAUAACCUCAAAUAUUCUUUGUUUUCAAAGAACACCUUUCAUAAGUGACCAUUGCUGUUGGCAGUUGGCUCAUCUCUGUGUGGUGAAAUCGUGAGGGCUAGGUUAGAUUGGAACCAAGUCACAAAUAACUUGAAGACACACACACACAAAUUGGUGCUAGCUGGGGCACUUACCGGAGUGGCAGCUGGUGUAAAUAUGAAGGUUGUGCCAAGGUUUGUUCGUGGCUUUUUUUUGAUCCACUUCGAGCUAACUGGAACUCCACAACAGUGACAAAUGGCUUCUGAAACUGCCUCAGUGCAAACCCGUCGGGUUGGCUUGUGCCUGUAGCCCAAAGGCAGCUGAUGGCUGGGCUGCACUUCUCAGUCUCUCGCUGUGGCUCCAACUUUGGAAUGCAAACUUGCCCAAGGUGCAUGGUUUGUUUCCAGGGAGUGGCUCCAAUGUGAUUCCCCCCCCCCCCCCAUGCAUAAAGUGUCAUGACCAAUGUGGUUAGAAACUUCAAACAGCAACCCCUCCCAGAACCAGCCUCUCCUCUGCUCCGAACCUGGGGCUGCCAAAUUCAUUUGAAUUUCAUAAUCUAAAAGAACCCGUUUUAACAGCAGCAACUGGGGGGAAAACUGACGUGUGUUCUUUUAAAACAAACAAUUCUAUAGGGUUUUAACCCUUUCGUUACUUGAAUACUGCUGUGGGCCUUCUGAGUUAAUGGCCAUAUCAUCUGUUCACCUUUCUGUCCCCCACCCAGAGCUGUUUUUUCUAGUGCUGCCGGAGUGAUUCUCCCCACACUCACAUACACUCUCAGCUGGCUCUCAGACCCGAAGGCUGAUGUAAUUGUUACAUGUUUCCCCUCGCUCUGCUCUCACCUUAACACUUAACCUGGAGCAAUGAUUUGUCUGGAAGUUCCCUUUUCCCCUCUCAGUUGUGUACAUACAGUAUUUAUCUAGAUAACUUUUGUUAUUUCUUACAUUGUGUUCUUGAAAGGACAAGACUGCAUUCUGUAAACUGGAAAACAACCCCCCCCCC
This is a messenger RNA of Terrapene triunguis (Three-toed box turtle), 5405 nucleotides long. RefSeq names its product slingshot protein phosphatase 2 (gene SSH2). The coding region runs from base 185 to 4174 and encodes 1329 amino acids. Gene Ontology annotation, biological process: negative regulation of actin filament polymerization; actin cytoskeleton organization; protein dephosphorylation. Gene Ontology annotation, molecular function: protein tyrosine/serine/threonine phosphatase activity; actin binding. Lineage: Eukaryota; Metazoa; Chordata; Testudines; Emydidae. The record is from RefSeq and is a predicted model, not a curated record. Gene Ontology annotation, cellular component: cytoplasm. The transcript is spliced from 14 exons.